GAUUCGGCUCAUAUACUGGCAGAGAACCUCGGUAUUAUCGGUGCUACCAUUGGCUACAUCCAAGAUAAUUUCUUCGACUAUGAGGUCCUUCCAGCUCACGGCAUCGCGAAAGAUCUCUUCCUGAGAUGGACUUGGAAACAUCAAGAAGACCUCAUUCAAUUAGGAGCCGGUGCAGGUACGAAUGACAACACGCUGAGAGCCCUUUGCGAUCCACUCCAUAGACGUUCCCCCGACAACUUCGCCCGCUUCACACCAGAGAUGCCUGACGAGAAGUCGCCAGCCAAGCAACUCCUCGUGCUAUUUGAGGCUGCUGAGGACGCCAGAAAGCGCGCUUUAAAAGCCUACAGCGAUCUCGUCGUUGUCUCCAACUAUCCACUCCACCAGAUGUUGAAUUUUAGCCUGCCUAACCUGCAGCGUCCUCAUUUGCCUCUUGAUGGAUCCUUCGUCUCAAAGUUCGACGAUCUUUCGAUAGUCGGGCAUUACAUUUCAAACGCAAUGUCCAAGACUGAUGAAGAGUCAGCAACCGAAUAUGAACAGAUCAACAGGUCGAUUCGUGAGGAAGAACAUUUACUGAUGAACAAGGAGUUUGAAAUAAGAGUCGUCGGACUUCAGUCACUAAGCUUCAAUUCGGAGACGAAAUUCAUGGCCUACCAACUGAACAUAGCCCAGUCGAAAUUGAACAUUGCUAGACUCAAACACGACCGGCGUCUGAUUGUUCGUAAACAUGUCUCGCCGGCUUGCGACAAUAGUCUCGGGACUGUGGAAAGGUUUGAGGAGCGAGUCUGCUUAGAAAAUUGGAGAGAUAGAUUACGACUCCUCGAGCCAGCCAAGCGAAUAUCGCGACUUAUCGUGCAUCAGGCUGAAUUCCAGAUCCACACGCUCUAUAAAACUUCUCACGUACCCGCAGAGACAUUGCGGAAUCACACUGGCAUCUGGAGAGCAGUCUUCGAUCAGCUAUAUCACAUCGCUUUGACUAGAGGCUCAUCAUCUCGGUCAAACCAUACUAUUUCGGAGAUGCGACUCUUUUUCCAAAUCGCUGCGGUGUUCUUCGCGAUAAGCAACUGCAGUUCUGCAGAAGCUCAAGUUGAAGAGGGCGCGGUCGGAGCUCUUACUCAUGCACCUAUUCUUCCACUGUCCAAUAGCCAGACUCCAAUGACUCGGACCGUGGAGGUCUCAACAUCAGUCAAAGAAUCAAAUGCUCUUUCAGAGAUUUACUCCUCGGAUCUUACUCAAAGAUCUUUUGUGAAGCGUGCGUGGAAGUUUCUUCCCAUUGAGAUAAAUCUCGGCAAGCGCGUAGCUCGACCUGGCCUUGCCGUGGAGAAUACAACUAAGCCUGCCGCCGAAGAUGGUUCAGAGCACUGA
Messenger RNA from Aureobasidium melanogenum CBS 110374, 1362 nucleotides. RefSeq lists its product as uncharacterized. The annotation marks the transcript as partial. The transcript has 4 exons. NCBI's taxonomy places the organism in Eukaryota, Fungi, Ascomycota, Dothideomycetes, Dothideales, Saccotheciaceae. The record is from RefSeq and is a predicted model, not a curated record.